This is a messenger RNA of Centruroides sculpturatus (bark scorpion), 2414 nucleotides long. RefSeq names its product neprilysin-1-like. NCBI's taxonomy places the organism in Eukaryota, Metazoa, Arthropoda, Arachnida, Scorpiones, Buthidae. The transcript has 21 exons. Gene Ontology annotation, cellular component: plasma membrane. The record is from RefSeq and is a predicted model, not a curated record. Gene Ontology annotation, molecular function: metalloendopeptidase activity. The coding region runs from base 124 to 2352 and encodes 742 amino acids. Gene Ontology annotation, biological process: protein processing.
UAUAGAAGUAAGCGAAGUCGCUAUUACAAAGGAAAUAAUGUCCGAACUUUGCUUUAAGUAUAAUUACAAAGUAUAAAAUUAGCGAAUAAGUUGUAUAAUCGAAUUAGAUGUGAUAGAAAAACUAUGGAAAUAGAAAAAAACGGUGCAGAAUUUCGCAAUAAAAAGAAAUGUAUGUCAUGGCACAGAAGAUCGAAACUAGAGCGUUGUUUCUUUAUUGUUUGCAUCAUCUUGAUUAUAGUUUUUAUCACUACAAUUGCUCUUAUAACAGGUCUACAUAAUAAAAAUUCAAAUAAUGAAGUUCUUCCGAAAGAAAAAGUUUGUCUGAAUCCAAUCUGUAAGCAAGAAGCUGGAAGAAUUCUUCAAAACAUGGAUACUUCAGUCAAUCCAUGUGAUGAUUUUUACAAGUUUACUUGUGGAUCUUAUCUAAAGUACAGAGAUAUUUAUAGCGAUUGGAUCGAUCCCGAUACAGAAUUAAGAGGACAUAUAAAAUACUUACAAAAAGAAGCUUUGGAAAAACCGGAGGAAUCUACAAAAACUCAUAAUUAUAUAGAGAAAGUGAAAAAGUGCUAUAAGUCAUGUUUAAAGAAACCUACUUCUGUUAAGCAAAUUCUGGAUGAUAUUCUCGAUGCGCUUCAAAUCUCAGGUUGGCCCUUUACUGAAUAUCCUCGCGAUAAACAUUUAUCCAUUAAUAUAGAAAAAAUCCUGGCCAAACAUAUGUUAUAUAAACCGACUGGGAUAUUUUACCAAGCUCUCUCACACAUUCAGAACGAUACGUUGCAGUAUAUAUACAUGAACAUGGGAUAUUCUGCCGUUUAUAGUUAUGCGUUUUUGAAUGAUACAGACGAGUAUUUAGUCCAACUGAAAGAGAAAUAUAAAAGUUUAUUUCGAUAUGUUUUUAUACGUAUUGGAUUAGACCCAACCGACAUUAACGAGAUCAUGAAUGAAAUAAUAGAUUUUGAAACACGUUUAGCAAAAAUGACUGAAAACGUAAGUUAUAAUACGACGAUGGUUACUAUUAGCAAUCUGGAUAGUAUAUGCAAUCAGAUUAAGUGGUCUGAUGUUUUUAAAUUUUUAUUCGAAUAUAUGGAUCAUCUCCAAAAUUACAGUAAUGCCAUUCAGUUAGAAGUUAAUUUGGAAGUAAUGAUGUCAUUAUGUAAAUUAUUUGAAAAUACAAAACCUAGAAUUAUCUACAAUACAGUUAUUUGGAACAUAGUUAUUAAAUAUUUAUAUGAAUUGGAUUUUAUAUUUCGAGAACUUAGUUUUGACGAGAAGCGAGGUAUCGCAAUCAACGUAUUUACGCCAAAAUCUUACGAAAGACAGAAGUGGAGAGAAUGUAUAAAAGACUUCAGAUUGCCAUUUAGGUUCGGAUUGGAAUAUUACAUGUUGGAAUAUACACAGGCCGUAGAAGAAAUAAAAGAAAUAGAAAGUUAUAUGAAAGAAGUAUUGAAGGCAACAGAAGAAAUAAUUUCGGAAAAGAAAUGGAUCGACGAUUAUAGUAAAGAUAUAUUAAUAUCCAAGGUAAAAAAUGUUAAGUAUCGCAUUGGAUAUACGAAUUCUUCUUUAAUUAUACCUAUGCUAACCGAAAUUUUCUCAAAAAUUAAAGUAACAGAUAAUCACGUAAAAAAUAUAAUAGAAACAGAUAAAUAUAUAAACACAGAUAGAUUUUUUGAAAGCACAUUUUCAAAACUUAAUUCUAAACGAGAACGAUUUGAUACGUUUAAUGUGAAUGCCUAUUAUUCUGAUGAAAAUUCAGGACUUAUCACUAUACCAUUAGGAAUAAUGCAGCCACCAUAUUUUGCAUACCGUGCCCCGAGAUAUCUAAAUUAUGGCGGAAUUGGUAGUACGAUUGGCCACGAGAUUUCCCACGGCUUCAGUGAAUUGGAACGGGUGAAAGUAAAGUCAGGAGGAAACGAAAAAGUAGUAGAUUGGCCGGAUAAAUUUUUGAAGGAAUUCGAAGAAAGAAAAAAUUGUUUAAUAAAGCAAUAUUCGAAACUUCCAUUAGAAGGAAAUAUCACUAUAGAGGGAAGGCGUACAAUCGACGACGAUUUUUCGGAUAACAGUGGUACGGUUAUAGCUUAUCGAGCUUAUAAGAGAUAUCUUCAGCAACAUGGUAAAGAACCAAAUCUUCCAGGUCUCGAUUACACGAAUGAACAAAUGUUUUUUAUAGGAUUUGCUCAGGAAAAAUGUGAAAAAGUGCAAUCCCUGUUCGAGGUUUAUGGCAGGGAGAUGCACAGUCCUAAUAAAUAUAGAACCUUGGUUCCUUUAAUGAAUUUCAAAGAAUUUUCGAAAGUCUUCAAUUGCCCUUCAAAUAGCUACAUGAAUCCCGAACAAAAAUGUGAGGUGUGGGACUAACACAAAGCGCGUAAUUCUGCUUGUGAAAUAUUUGUAUUUUUUAAUAAAUUCAUUUUGAAUUU